AUGGCUGACACGGUAAUUCCCCCAAAUUCCAUGGGAAGCUCAGGGCUAUCAGUAUGCCUCGAGCUCGUACCUGAAACAGGGGAUCAUUCACCAGGCGGCCAUUAUAAAGGCAGCGACGACGAUGUGAUCAAAGCCAUCAAGUAUGCGAAAGAAAACAACAUCACUGUGGCCGUGCGUACAGGAGGCCAUCAAUACAGCGGCGCGUCAUCCACUAAUGGAGAUAACAUUCAACUCGAUGUAUCCGAGACGUAUCAGGAUUUUGAAUGGGAGGAUGACGAUUGCACGAUAGUGACACUCGGUAUUAGCAUCUCGUUGGACGAUUUCAAUAAAAACUUCGGGGGAAAGAGACGAUUCUUGCCACAUGGUCAAUGCCAAUACGUCCAUGUGGCUAGUGCUUGUACUGGUACCUGA
Messenger RNA from Paraglomus occultum, 411 nucleotides. Lineage: Eukaryota; Fungi; Glomeromycota; Glomeromycetes; Paraglomerales; Paraglomeraceae. The record is from the annotation of a GenBank genome assembly.